CACCAUGGCACUUUCGUCCAUCGUGGUUGUCAUAUUGCAUAUGGGUUACAACCCCUGGCACUCAAAACGACUCGGUCGGACGUCAUUGACGGAGGAAUUUACAUACGGAAAAGAGCUGUAUGGUUGGUCUGAUCUUCCUCGUAGGAAUCUGUCGACUGGAACUGUAAAAGAAACAGAAGAGAAUGAGCCAGAAUUCAGGAGCCAGAGGAACCGCGAAGACUUUGUCCACCUCAACACCAUCUGUCCAGAUCUUCUUUCAGGGAACACGAUGGCUGUGGAAAUAGCCAAGACCAUAACACGUUCUGAAAUAGUCAACCAGAAGUCGUACGACUUCGACUUUCUAACCUUCGAUUGCGAGGACUUCAGAACCAGACAGGACUACAUAAUGACGUCAUCACGAGAGGAACUAGAUUUCCCUCUGGCCUUCAGCAUCGUCGUGUACAAAGACGUUGUGCAGUUCGAGAGGCUGCUCCGAGCGAUCUACCGACCCCACAACUACUACUGUAUCCACGUGGACGUCAAGGCAGCCGCGUCUACCCACCGAGCCGUGGGGCUGAUCUCCGAGUGUCUGGAGCAUGUGCUGGUCGUACAGCGACCCGUGGCCGUCACGUGGGGCAAGUUCAGUGUGCUGGAGGCGGACCUGCUGUGUAUGAGGGAGCUGCUGAGACACGGACCAUGGAGAUAUUUCAUCAACCUGACGGGCCAAGAGUACCCGCUCAAGACCAACCGGGAAAUCGUCAACAUUCUCAACAUAUUUAAAGGAGCCAACAACGUUGACGUUUCGGCUAAGCACAGAUACUGGUUCCUCCUUCGAUGGAAGAGGGCGUGGCCUCCGCCUCACGGAAUUCGCCCUUUCAAGGGCAACGUGCACGUGUUUGUUAAUCGAGACUUUGUCGAGUACGCUAUUCACAGUCGGGUAGCGAAGGAUUUCACAGAGUGGCUCAAACGGACUGGAAUUCCAGACGAGACGUUCUUCUCGUCACUCAACCACAACCCACACCUCAACAUUCCUGGAUCCUACACUGGACUUGCGGAUACGGACAAGAGGAGAAAACCGUACAUCGCUCGUUUUAAGAACUGGAGAUUCGGCCCGUCGAGCUGGCCGUGUCAUGGGAGGCGAGUUCGCUAUAUUUGUAUCUUUGGCGUGAGUGAUCUCCCUUUACUAACGUCACGUCCGGAGUUAUUCGCCAAUAAAUUCCACUGGCGUUAUCAACCAUUGGCGCUCGACUGUCUGGACUGGUGGCACCGUAACAAAAUUCUGGCUGAGAAUAGCGGGCGAAGUGAUUUCAACGACACAUACUAUAGAACAAUACCUUAUAUAAAUUCUGAUGCAAUUGUGCCUCUUUAUAAUGCAUGACGUAUUGUAGCUACUUUCUUUGGUUAGUUUGAAAUACAUGAUCCAAGUGGGCCGUCUGUGGUGUUGGUAAUCAGAGGCAUGGGCAUGGAAAAUAUUGACAAUUAGUGUGGGGGAAUAAAUGUCUUAACCGUUUAACUGUCAAGGGGGGGGGGGGGGGGGGCACUCAAUAAUAUUCAGAGAUGAGGGCAAUGCCAGGGGCCUGAAGGGCGCGGCCCAGAGUGGGGAAACAAAUACUUUUCUGAAACUACUUAACCAAUACCAACAAUGUUUUUCGAAGCUUGUCUGGCAUAUUGAGAAACCAAUGUGUGAAUUUGACUAGCAUGUUUAUAAUGACACAUCUGUAUGGUUACCUCUUACCAUUAGAUUAUUAAAUAGACAAAAUUAAUAUACUGUGGUGACAAUUUUACAUCCGUGAAAAAGUGUUAACACUACAUAAUGAAAUGGAAAUAGGUUACAGAGGUUUAAGCGUAGUAAAACAAUAUAUAAUUACGUUCGUAUGUGUGUAUAUAUGUAUGAACAAGUCGCUAAGUAAAUAUGUGUAAAAUUUGAAACAUCCCCAUCCGUCAAUCCGCACAAUCGCACAAAAACAAGAAAAUCAACAAAAGAAAACAAAACUCGAAGUAUAUCUUCAAACUGACUCUAUUUUUUGUGUAUGUUUUUAUUAUUGUUAUUAUUAUCAUUAUUAUUAUUCGCCUAAAUGAUUAACCAUUAUUGUGUAAUGUUACAGGCACGGGCAGUUUAAAUAGCUUUUUUAUUUUUUUAAAGAAAUCAUAUUUCAAAAUAAACUGGACAAUUUUAAGCGUAA
Messenger RNA from Gigantopelta aegis, 2162 nucleotides. RefSeq names its product N-acetyllactosaminide beta-1,6-N-acetylglucosaminyl-transferase-like. The transcript has 3 exons. Gene Ontology annotation, cellular component: membrane. Bases 5 to 1357 code for a protein of 450 amino acids. NCBI's taxonomy places the organism in Eukaryota, Metazoa, Mollusca, Gastropoda, Neomphalida, Peltospiridae. Gene Ontology annotation, molecular function: glycosyltransferase activity. The record is from RefSeq and is a predicted model, not a curated record.